This is a messenger RNA of Candidozyma duobushaemuli, 1893 nucleotides long. It is a transcript of the gene MSF1, whose product is annotated as phenylalanine--tRNA ligase. The transcript has 2 exons. Gene Ontology annotation, molecular function: tRNA binding; structural constituent of ribosome; ATP binding. Gene Ontology annotation, cellular component: ribosome; mitochondrion; cytoplasm. NCBI's taxonomy places the organism in Eukaryota, Fungi, Ascomycota, Pichiomycetes, Serinales, Metschnikowiaceae. The record is from RefSeq and is a predicted model, not a curated record. The coding region runs from base 1 to 1893 and encodes 630 amino acids. Gene Ontology annotation, biological process: translation; phenylalanyl-tRNA aminoacylation.
AUGCUUUGCCUCAAAAGGGCGUCCCAAUUGGGUAUCCCGAAAAAAGUACCAAUUGUGGCACGUCGGUGGACUUCAAAUAUACCCCUGGAAAUCCAUUUACACGGAAAGACUUACAAGUCCGACGAGUGGACGAACGUUCCACCCCAGAUUCUUGCGCUCACAGAUAGAAGUUUGCAUCAAAAUCCUAAUCACCCAAUCGGUAUUCUUCGUCAUUUAAUCGAAGACAACUUUAAGGGAUUGGGUUAUACCUUCUAUAACGAUUUUCGCCCUGCUGUCACGACUUUUCAGAACUUCGAUGUUCUUGACUUCCCCAAGGACCAUCCUGGCAGAGCCAAGCUGGACACUUACUACUUGAACAAAGACAACCUUUUACGAACUCAUACUUCUGCUCAUGAGCAUGAAUGUUUCCAAGUUUGCGAGACGCCCGGUUAUUUCAUCACUGCAGACGUUUACCGCAGAGACGAAAUCGACAAGACUCACUACCCGGCCUUCCACCAAAUGGAAGGAGCUAGAUUAUGGUCUCAAAAGACACCUGAUUUAGAAAAAGUUCUCCAGGCUGAUAUCGACGCUAUACCCAAGACUAAUAUCAUCGUCGAGGAUCCCUUCAGAGAGAAUCCAUCCAACGAGGAGAACCCCAGGCAGAAGCACAUGACUGAUCCAGAGGCCCGCCUCAUAGCGACCCAUUUGAAGAAGACUGUUGAGUACAUGGUAAACUUGGUGUUUGAGAGCGCAAGGGCUGCUGCCUUGAAAGCCGGUGCUGAAGACGACUUCUUGAAAGAGCCAUUGAGAGUUCGCUGGGUCGAAGCAUACUUCCCAUGGACAUCACCAUCUUGGGAGAUUGAGGUCUGGUGGAAGGGCGAAUGGUUAGAGUGCUGUGGCUGUGGUAUUGUGCAGCAGCAGGUGUUGCUCAACUCUGGUCUCGGCGAUGACAAAAUCGGCUGGGCCUUUGGCGUUGGCCUCGACAGAAUCGCCAUGCUUCUUUUCGGUAUUCCAGACAUUAGACUCUUCUGGACGCAUAAUGAGAAGUUCACCAAGCAGUUCACUCAAGGUGAGAUCACCUUGUUCAAGCCUUACUCCAAGUAUCCCGGUAUCACCAGAGAUGUGAGUUUCUGGGUCCCAGCGGGUGUUGAGUUGCAUGUGAACGAUGUUAUGGAGAUUUUCCGCUCCCAUGCUGGUGACUUGGUGGAGACAGUUGAGCAGGUUGAUCAAUUCACCCAUCCCAAGACUGGCAAGACAUCGCACACUUACAGGAUUGAGUUCCAGUCUUUCGACAAGAACUUGACCAGAGACGAAGUAAACGAUAUGCAAGGUGCUGUGUUGGCGGAACUUAAGGAGAAAUACAAGAACCUUUUCAAGGCGUUCAAAGGCAGAGUGACUGUCAGAACAGGAGGCUCUGUCAAGGGUAACUCGCUUGAAAGCGGUACCUACGGUCUCAGACUCAAAUCCAACGGUGUGAGAAUGGCCGCCAUCCAGCUUAAGGAAGCAGACAAGGUUAUCCAGAGACAGCUCAGAGGUACUGGAGUGAAAUACAUCACCAGAUUCACCUGUAACAUCCCCGUGUGUGUCAAGGGUAACCAGACCAGAAUGGGUAAAGGUAAAGGUGGCUUUGACCACUGGGCCGUCAGAGUUCCAACGGGUAAGAUCUUGUUUGAGAUUGUUGGAAAAGUCCACGACAAGGUCGCCAGAGAGGCCUUGCGUAAAGCCGGUGAGAAGUUACCUGGUAUCAUGGAGAUUGUCGACACGCUGUCCAAGAUCCGUGUGAGUCCCACGUCGUUGGUGGAGAAGCCUGAGCCUGUGAACUGGUUGGAGAAGAUCAAGCAGAACCCCACCAAGAAGUGGACCAACAUCGAGAAGUCCAAGUUGCCCGACUACCGUCUUUACAGAAACCGUUAA